AUGGGAGAUUUGGAGACUAGCUUAACCCAUAAACGAAAAACAUAUAGAAUAGAGCAAAUGGUAGCAAAAUGGUUUCAUCGGCCUCGGGACAGCCUGCCCAGGGCCAGCACGGCAGCGAUGGACAGCGCUGGGGACAGCGCAGGGCAGUCCCCCAGCCGGACCAGGGUGACAGUGACCGUGUACAAGGACCUGCUCCUGCAGCACUACGGCUUCGAGAUCUGCCCCGGGCUGCCGCUGACCAUCGCCUCUGUCACUGCAGGGAGCACGGCGGACGGCAAGCUGCAGCCCGGGGACCAGCUCGUCAUGAUCAACUCCAGCACGGUGGAAGGGCUGUCGGUGGAGCGGGCCGCCAGCCUCCUCAGGGAUGCUGGAGAUGAGCUGCUGCUGACCGUCCUGCGCUGCACGGCCGGCGCCCCCAAGUCGUCGUUCCUCACCGAGGAGAAGAGGGCGAGGCUGAAAACCAACCCGGUCAAAGUGCGGUUCGCGGAGGAGGUGCUGCUGAACGGACACUCGCAGGGCAGCUCCCUCCUGUUCAUGCCCAACGUGCUCAAGGUGUACCUGGAGAACGGACAGACCAAGGCGUUCCGCUUUGAGAGGAGCACCACGGUGAAGGACAUCGUGCUGACCCUGCAGGAGAAGCUCUCCAUCCGCAGCAUCGCCCACUUCGCCCUGGUGCUGGAGGAGCAAUACAACCUGGCCAAGAUCCACCUGCUGCACGAGGAGGAGCUCAUUGCGCAGGUGGUCCAGAAAAGAGACUCUCAUGACUACCGCUGCCUCUUCAGGGUGUGCUUUAUCCCCAGGGACCCCUCGGACCUCCUGCAGGAAGACCCGGUGGCCUUUGAGUAUCUGUACCAGCAGAGCUGCAGCGACGUGCUCCAGGAGAGGUUUGCCGUGGAGAUGAAGUGCAGCGUGGCCCUGCGCCUGGCUGCCCUGCACAUCCAGGAGACGAUCUCUACCUGUGCCCAGCCCCAGAAGGUGUCCCUGAAGUACAUUGAGAGGGACUGGGGAAUCGAGAACUUCAUCUCGCCCACCUUGCUGCGGAACAUGCGAGGGAAGGACAUCAAGAAAGCCAUCAACUACCACCUGAAGAGGAACCAGGUGCUGCUGGACCCUCGGCAGAAGCACACGCUCAACGCCGCCCAGGUGCGCCUCAACUACCUGCAGAUCCUGGGGGAGCUGAAGAUGUACAGCGGGAUGAUCUUCAAUGCCACCAUGAUGAUGCAGGACAGGGAGUCGUACGUGGCACUGCUGGUGGGCGCCAGGCACGGCGUGAGCCAGAUCGUGAACAGCAAGCUGAACAUCGCCAGCAGCCUGGCCGAGUUCCCCAGCAUCAGCAGGGUGGAGCUCAGCGAGGACUCGGAGCGAGUCAGCACCGUCAAGAUCUACCUGCAGGACCUGAAGGUGCUUACUCUGCUGCUGGAGUCAAACAGUGCAAAGGACCUCGUCUGCCUCAUCGCUGGCUACUACAGACUCCUUGUGGAUGCAAAGGCCUCCAUAUUCACCUGGGGAGAGAAGCAACAGCACCGCGUCUCAGCGGAGGAAGGCUAUGAAUCCCGAGCCUGCAGCGACUCCGAGGAUUCCUGCUCGGAGCGGCGCCCGGGGAGCCCCGCGGCGAGCGGCGACGCGGCGGCAGCGGCGGAGCCCCGCGGCCCUGGGGCGAGCGGCGACCCGCGGGACCCCGGCGGCGACACCGUCAUCGACAGCCCCUCCGAGGCCUCCGACUCGGCCAACACCGAGAGCCGCAGCUUCAGGACGAGCGGCUCCAGCGACUCCGUGGAUGCGCUGGAGGAAGAUGCGGCGGACGCGUGCUCUUCCUCCCGGCCGGGGCUGCUGCCGUUCUGCACGCCGACCGUGCGGGAGAUGAGCGGCUCCGACAGCGGCUCCGUGCCGGUGUGCGCCGCGGGCAGCUCCACCGGCACCGGGGACUGUUCCUGCUUCCUGCAGGUGCGGCCCGGGGGCAGCCCCGCGGGGCAGGGCGAGGGCCCGGCCGUUCUGCAGUCGCGGCUGCCCGAGGGGAGCAGCGGGGGCUGCCACAGCCCCGGGCCGUGCUCCGGGGCCUCCCCCGCGGGCAGCCCGGGACACGGCGCGCCCGCCCCGCCGGGGCCAGCGGGACGCAGCGAGGCCGUGCUGCGGCCGCCGCCGGGAUUCGCCGACUCCAGCUCCGAGGAGGAGUUCUACGAUGCUGCGGACAGGCUCAGCCCUCCGGCAGGCUAUGAUGCAGCAUCCUGGGAGGGCACAGAGAGCUCCUCCUGCAUCCCAAAGAGGCUGAGGUGCUACAGCUUGGGGGAGAACCCCUCGACCAGGGAGAAGCAGGGCCAGGAGACGGAGCUGACCUGCAGCAAGAGCCUGAGGAAGAGAAGGUCCUUCCUGAAAACUGAUUACACCUCACAGGUCAGCUUCCCUGCAGCUGCCCCAGGCUCCCCACAGCGCUGCUGCUCCUGGCCACCCACUCAGCCCUCGGCAGAGGACAUGGGGAAGGACGUGGAGAGGGGGAUUCCUGCAGCCCCCUGGGCCCAGAGGGACACUGCUGGCACGGAGCCCUGCUCUGCUCCGAUGGACACAAAGCCUGGCACCCCGGGGACAAAGUCGAUGAUGGAAUGGCCGGUUUCCUCCCUUCUGGAUGUUCACCCUGCCGGCAGCCGGGGUGGGGAGGAGGGCAGCAGCCUGCAGCCACAGCAGCCCCCUUUGCUGUCCCUGGAGCCCCCUCCCCAUGGUCCCGGGGGAGCUGCCCAGGAGCCCUGCCCAGGGGAGGCAGGUCCCGGCUGUGUGAGCCAGGAGCGUCCUGUGCCCACCACGGGCUGGCAGGGCCCGGGGCUGCAGGAGGAGCGGGCUGAGGUGCUGCCUGCCCAGCAUAAGGCCAGCGUUGUGCCCUCUGCUGCUGUGUGCCCCUCUGACGAGAUCCUGCUGCUGCCAGCAGCUCCUGUGCCCAGCACGGCCCCUCCCCGGGAGCCAGCCCAGGAGCAGGGGCUGCUCCCUGCCAGGGUGGAGCCUCCCCUGGCUCCCUGUCAGGAGAGCAAAGCCGAUGGCCAGAGCUGUGCCACUGGCGAGGGCAGUGCUCAUGGUCAGUGCUGUGCUGAUGGUCAGGGCUGUGCCCGUGGGCAGGUCCGUGCUGAUGGUCAGUGCCAUGCCCCUGGUCAGUGCCAUGCUGACAGCCAGGGCCGUGCCAAAGGUCAGUGCCAUGCUGAUGGUCACUGCAGUGGGGCCGUGUCCCGGGCCAGGGGCUGGCAGAGGGUGAGCAGGCAGACCCUGCUGAGGGUGCACGGGGGGCACAUGGGGCUCCCCGACACAGCCCAGCUCCUGGCAGGCUGCAGCAGCGCCCCGGGGGCUCUCACCCACCUCUCCUGGCUGGCACUGGGGGUGAGGACAGCCCCCGUGUCACACAGCCCCGUGUCACACAGCCUGCAGGACAGGGCCAGUGUCCCCCCUGAGCCCCUGGGCUGUGUGAUGCCCAGCGGGUGCAGCGGGGCCGGUGCUGGUGGCAGGAAGGUGCCCGCAUCCCCUGCAGCAGGAGCGGGCUGUGCCAGGGAGCUGGUGAGCAGCUCGGGGCCAGGUGCAGGGCAGCCAGGAGGUGCAGGGACUGUGGCUCAGCAGCAGCCACAGCCUGCUCAGGCUCCCCUUCCCCGGGGGCAGGCGGCAGGGCUGGGCCAGGACUCCUGCCUGCCUGCAGCUGCAGGGCUCUGCAUCUCCUCGGUCCCAGCUGCCCCGGGGAAAGGAGCAGGAGACCACGGGGCUGUAAAACACUCGUUCCCCUGUUUUAACCCCGAGGAGGGUGAGCAGACCUCUCUGCCCCCCAUCUCUGCCCGGCCCUCCCCAGCUCCACGGGGGCUGGAGAGCUGCGGCUGCCACCUGCCCUACAUCAGCUGCUUCCCCCAGCCCCACAACCGGGGGGAGUGUGAAACCAGCCCCCUCCAGCUGCCAGGGCCCCUCACCUGCCCACCCUCCAGCAGCUGCAGCCUUGCCAGGACCCCUGGGAGCGGUUUGUCCAUUGCUGGGGACAGGGCAGGGCAGGACACACACAUGCGAGCGCUCGGGCAGCUGCAGGAGCAGGCGUGGACCAGCCCUGCGGAUCUCUCAUGCUUCCUGGCCUACACCGUGGAGCUGCAGGAGGUUGUGGGGAAGCUCUGUGGCAGCCAGGCCACCCACCUGCACCACCAGUGUGCGGAGCAGGGCGUGGAGAGCAAGGGAGCCCUGGGCUGCGCUUCCCAGGAGCUGCUGUCCAGCUGCCAGGCGCUGCUGAGCCCGGAGCAGCCCCUGCCCGAGGUGCAGUGUGCCCUGAGAGCCACCUUUGACCGCCUGGUGCAGCUGGCAGUGACCUGCUUCCAGGUGACACGCUGCCAGCAGUGCGGGCAGCGCCAGCAGGAGCUGGGAGCUGCCCUGGGGCACGUGGUGGGCACCUACCAGCAGCUGGUGCAGGCCCUGCAGCAGCAGCUGCACGGGCAGGUGUGCCCCGAGAUGGGCGCCAGGCUGCUGGCCCGCCAGCACUCGGCCCUGGCCGCUGCCAUCCUCUGCCUCCUGCAGCAGUUCAGGGCGUCCCCGAGGCUGUGA
Molecule: messenger RNA, 4545 nt
Organism: Agelaius phoeniceus (red-winged blackbird)
Lineage: Eukaryota; Metazoa; Chordata; Aves; Passeriformes; Icteridae
Source: RefSeq, a predicted model, not a curated record